This is a messenger RNA of Zeugodacus cucurbitae (melon fly), 2165 nucleotides long. RefSeq names its product putative glycerophosphocholine phosphodiesterase GPCPD1 homolog 2. NCBI's taxonomy places the organism in Eukaryota, Metazoa, Arthropoda, Insecta, Diptera, Tephritidae. Gene Ontology annotation, biological process: glycerophospholipid catabolic process. Gene Ontology annotation, molecular function: starch binding; glycerophosphocholine phosphodiesterase activity. The coding region runs from base 171 to 2030 and encodes 619 amino acids. The transcript has a single exon. The record is from RefSeq and is a predicted model, not a curated record.
AGCAUUACUGAAAGUCUACAAAUGUCAACCUAUGCGUGUGAUAUUUAAAAAAAUUAUAAAAAUAUUUACAUAAAAAUUUCGUAAGAAAAUAAAAAAAAUUAACUAAAAAUUCUAACUUUCCCAACCUCAACAGCGGGUACUCGCUUAUCCGAAGCUCUUCGGAAAAGAAAAUGUCGGAAAGUUCAAUUGGACAAUUGCAACUAACCGUCGAAAUGGCUGGCGCACGAAUCGCCGAACAUGAACUGGUCGGAGUGAUAGGCAAUAAGAAAACGCUUGGCAGCUGGGCUGUACAGGAAGCGCCGCUACUGGAACGCAGCCCCGGCGACUAUAAUGUGUGGACCACGACCGUAACAGUACCGUUAAAUAAAUGUAUACGCUAUCGCUACUUCAUCGGUGUGUUGGAUAAGAAGACUCAAGUCGUACAAUUGCGUCGUUGGGAAGUUGGUGAACGUGCACGCGAGUUACGCUUAACCGAAGCGAGCGUACAAACCUCGGAUCGUUUCGGUUUCAUAACAGCGGGUAGACCGAAAUUGCGACGUGCGUGGCUCAAUGUCGGUAACAUCGUGUUGUUUAAAUUGUUCGGUGAUGCGUUGCAGUGUAGUGCGAAGAAUCAGCUUGUUGAGGCGGGUGAAGUGAUGCAGUUGAAAAUAGAACCGUUAGAUGCGGUGAACUUACAAUCGAUCGCAACAUCAGCACGCGCACAAAUACUCUACACCACAUUACAAUAUGGCUAUAGUAAAUUGAAGGAUCAACCAGAUUUCGGCAUAGAAUACAAAGCAGAAGCGCUGAUCUAUCACAUAUAUAUGUUGAAUCGGAAGAAUGUUGGUUUUUUGUUAAAAUUAUUUGCAUUCAAUGGCGCCACCGAUUGUGUGCGGCUUCUGGCGCAGAGUUAUUUGCCACCCGAAGCGCUUGAGGAAAGCGAAGGCGUAUUGGAUGUAACGUUGCUUACGCCGAACUCCGCCGAGGAGCUGGCUAAAGUGGUAUUACAAUAUUUGAUCAUAAAUCCCACACCGAAUUGGCAAGUUAAGUUGAACACCACAUUCACACAGUAUUGGCCCGACCAAUGGAAGGGUGUGUUAGUUGGUCACCGUGGCAUGGGACGCAGUUUUGUGGAGCAUAAUGCGGCGUUAACACCACUAGAGAACACAAUCAGCUCCAUGAAGCGCGCAUUUGAGGUCGGCGCCGAUAUGGUGGAGUUCGAUGUGAUGUUGACCAAAGAUUUAGUGCCGAUAAUAUAUCAUGAUUUCUAUGUAAAGAUAAGUGCGAACUCGUCCGCAAUACCCAGCAGUUCGGAUGAUCUUGUCGCAGUGCCAGUGAUCUGUCUGACUUACGAUAAAUUGCAGAGCCUGCAAACCUACAAAGUGGUGCGUGAUAAUUUGAUUGAGUGUCCCGCACCGGAAACGGUAGACGACCCAGAUGAACGACUCUUCCCGACGCUGCAAGAGUUCUUCGAGAAAACUAAUACAAUGCUCGGUUUCAAUAUCGAGGUGAAGUGGCCGCAAGAACAGUACGUGGGCGGUAUGCAGUGUCCACAGCAUAUGGACAAGAAUAAGUACAUGGAUGUCAUACUCAAUGUAGUUAAGCGUUAUAGUUGGGGACGCAUCUGCAUGUUCUCGUCCUUUGAUGCCGACACAUGUGUUAUGUUGCGUUAUAAGCAAAAUGUCUAUCCGGUUUUGUUUUUGCUCGAGUCGGAACCGUUGCAAUUUAGCGAUCCACGAACGCAUUGCGUGCAACCGGGUAUUAAUACAGCACAGGCAUUCGAUCUCAAUGGCAUUGCGACCGAUUCUCGUCUGCUGCAGAGACAUGAGAAUGCAUUUGCGAUGGCCGAACGUCAAAAUAAGUGGAUCAUUUUGUGGGGUAAUCAACUGGCCGACUGUGCAACAAUAGAGGGGUUUCGUACAAAAGGUGUUUACGCUAUGAUUUGUGAUCGUCUUGAUUUGUUGGUGGCCUGCAAUAAGCGUAGUAUUUUUGCUACGGAUGAAGAGUUGAAGAAACUCUUUGAAUUACAGCGUAGCUGUGGUUGCCGUUGAACAUGUUUACGUAUUUUUUGCUUUAUUAUUUUUUAUUUUUGUAAAUUUCAACAUACAGUCGGAGUACCUACUACAACAAAAAUAUGCAAUGAAUAAAUCAAAAAUAGAAAAUAAGCUAGAAAUGGCAAUAGAAAA